AUACCGAUAUAUACUGAUAUAUACUAAUGUUUCCACCAAUAACGUUGCGUGCGAUACGAUUAACAAGAAAGCGAGUCGUGAUUCAUAUAAUGUGAUUGAGUCGAAAAUAUAGAAUAAGAUUCUUAUACACGUGGCAUCGGCUUUUUCUCGUUCGCACACUGCGAGACAUUUCCCGCAUUUAUACGUUUGUACAUAAACUGUCGGUACUAAAGCAAUUGCCCAUCCAUUUAGAAAGGGAAGUCUCCUCUCAGGUAUAACGGUCAAAUAUAACGUAUGAAUGCACGCGCUAAAAUGACGGCAAAGAACGACAAAUACUAGCAAUACACACGUUUUAUCAAAUAUUACAGUCAAGGCUAUUUUUUUCGCGUGGGAAAUAAACACCCGUUGUACUUCUUUGCACGCAAAAUUGCUUCCUCAACGACGACUCAUUUAAAAACAUAGAGCUCUUUCAAGAGAAAAUGACUAAAUUGUGGGUAAUUCAAAUCUCAUGGUACGGUACUCUCACACCGUGUUGUGCGUAAUUUGACAGUAAAAUUUACACAAAAAAAGUAGCGAGCUGCAUCGAUCGGUAAGAAGAGGGGAUGAGUGAUGUCUCGGCAACUUCCUCGCUGCUAAACACAUCUCGGUAUUCGAAGAGAAAUGAUCUGCGUAAAGUCGCUACAACUCGACCUCAAUCGGAUUCUCUUGCUGGCAGUCGGUUUAUGGCCCUAUGAACAAUCCAAAUUUGUUAGAGUGCAACUGAUCGUGUUUUACGUUAUCUUGGUAACCAGUAUUAUAUUUCAGUUUACAGCAUUCAUCACUGCUGAAUGCAAUUCGCAAUUGGUCAUCGAGAUUUUCUCAAAUGCAUUCUUCUUCAUUACCCUCGCGAUCGAGUACAACACGUUCAGUUUUAACAUGGACACUGUGAAAUAUCUACUGGAGGUUCUCCAAUAUACCUACAACGAACUGAGGGACGAUGGAGAAAUCGCGAUCAUAAAAAAAUACGGGACUAUCGCGAAACGUUAUACCUAUGUGCUUACGAGCUGGAUUGCGUUAUUGGCGGUAGGAACAAUGACCAUCACGUAUUGGCAAUACGCCCGCGGGAUGUAUCAAGUUGCCAGUUACCGUGUGGAACAAGCUAUAAUGGGCAAUGCUCUAAAAGUAAACGGUAUAAACGACAUUGACUUGAAAAAGAUAAUUUGUGGCAUAGAUAUGCAUCGCAAGGCUUUGACGUUUGUAAAGUAUCUCUUAUCCAAAGUCGAGGUAUCUUAUUUCUGUCUAAUGAUAGGCGUAGUGAUUGUCUUGAGCCUCAAUCUUUAUCGAAUUUUUGACGGCUUAUCAUCCGGAGUUAACAUUGAAAAAUUAAUAUCGCCUACUGUGUUUUUGGUUACCAACUAUAUAUUGAUGUUCCUUGUCAACUAUAUCGCGCAACAAGUUAAGGAUCACAAUAAUCUUUUAUUCAUUACAAUAUACAAUAUUCAAUGGUACAUAACACCCUUGUAUAUACAGAGAAUAAUACUAUUUUUGCUACAAAUGGGCACUAAACCUUUCAACAUGAAUCUUGCCGGGCUAAUGGUAGGAUCCCUGGAGAGUUUUAACAUGUUGACCAGCACAUCUCUAUCCUACUUUGCUGUUAUUUAUUCCAUGAGACAAUGAUUUAUGAAUUAGUGAACUGAUACUGUACAACGUCUAAUGAUAUUAAUGCUAGAUUUAUCAUAUAUAUUAUAUAAGUUGAAAUUGAUAAAACACGUGACAUCGAUGUCGUUAGUAUAAUAUGAUAAAAUGACGUUCAACGUCAGUAUAAUGAAGAUUUUUUUCAAAUCC
This is a messenger RNA of Harpegnathos saltator (Jerdon's jumping ant), 1803 nucleotides long. RefSeq lists its product as uncharacterized. Gene Ontology annotation, cellular component: plasma membrane. Gene Ontology annotation, molecular function: olfactory receptor activity; odorant binding. The record is from RefSeq and is a predicted model, not a curated record. The transcript is spliced from 9 exons. Lineage: Eukaryota; Metazoa; Arthropoda; Insecta; Hymenoptera; Formicidae. Gene Ontology annotation, biological process: sensory perception of smell; detection of chemical stimulus involved in sensory perception of smell. The coding region runs from base 640 to 1635 and encodes 331 amino acids.